AACGCUUCCAACCCGACCCCGUUCAUCCUCCGUACAUCAUCAACCCCACCUCCAGACAGCCUGUCCAUCACCUCUUACUGUCUGUCAUCAUCAUCUUGACUGACUACUAUAAGGAAGCAUUCAUCCCACUUCCAAUAUGGAUCCGGAAGCCAGCAAUGCCGAACGUAUCGAAGAUGAGUUCGAAAUGAUCUUAUCUAAGGAGUUUGAACCGAACGAAGAGGUCCACAGCAAUGAUGAGACCUCGUCUACUACGACUGAUUCGUUACCUAUUACCGACUAUGGCACGGACCACGAGCAAGAGGGAUCUGUCAGCCUUCAGGACUCUCUUACUGUUGAUCCAGAGGAGGCUGGGUUGGAUGACACUCAGAUUACCCUUAGGUUGCCUCAGAUGUCCCAUGAGGAAAUUACCCAACCCUCCCCCUGCCGUCUCAAGAACGGUGAUACGUGGAAUGUUCCGGUUGAACACAUUCCCGCUCUUGCUGCUAUUACUAAGGAGCUUCCCGCUGGUAACCUUCGUGCUACUGCUAAGCUCGUUUAUGCUGAAACCCUAAGUUCUGCUGAGACUAAGAAGCGCAUGGUUGACAAGACUUUCAAGGUCAUGUAUUUUGGUGAUGAGACCCUUCGUCAGUGGGUCUUGCACAAGAUCGCUAAUGCACUUGCUACAAACUUUGAGGAUAUGGAUGAUUGGUGUGCUGAGGAGCAGAGUGUUGUUCCCAUCGGUUUUGGACAGAGCCAAGACGAGCAAAUCGGCGAACCGGAUGCUGAACUCAUCCGUGACUCCAGGAUCAAGCUCGUUGAACUGAACCCUUGUACCUUCGAGGAUACUCCGGAUAUUGUUGUUGCCUGCGUUUCGGUCAGUGACCACCUCAUGAGGAAGGCGGUGCGUGGCUACGUCGACAAGCGUGGCCGUGGUAUCUGCUGCCUCGAUGUCCUUGCUGGACCUUGGACUUCUAUUAGUAGGUUCUCUGACUCUUCUCCUGCUGGACGGGUGGUUACCUGGAGUAACAAUCCGGUUAAAGUCAAGGUGGACAUUGAGUAUGAUGAGCCUGAGAAGAAUGUCACGAGGUACAGGCCUAUUGAUAUUGAAGAGUUCAUGAUGUUGGACUGUUGGCAAUUCGCAAGCCUUUUGUCAGCUUGCAUGCCGCCUACUGCCAUCCCCGAGGGGAAGGGUGGGAGAGAGAUCUCAAGUGGACAGAAGAAGAACGUAUUCGAGGGAGGAAAUUGUGUUACCUCAACGAUUCAACUUGUUCGUUUGUUCCUCGUUAUUUGGGCCGUUCUCGCAGUGUCCUUCACCGGCGCCCCCUUCUUCUACGCACGCUACUUUGCAACCUCAACAGUCGCUUCGCCGGACACGAGUACGUCGCUCAUCCCACACCCCACCGCUGCAGCGCCGGGUCACCUCGGCGCUCCUCUGGCGGACCGUGGUUCUCCCAUCCAUGAGAGACUCUCCAUGCAUCUUGUGAGUGAUGCUGUCUACAUUCUACGUAUGCCGAACACUCCGGCGUUUGUACAGAACCCGUCUGAGCUCUUCACUCAAAUCAUGCGUAAUGGCAAGAUUGUCAACAGUGCGAAACUCGCGCCCUUGUUUGACGGUGUCUACAGUGUUAGCAUUGAUUGUGAGGAUGCAUUCGGCAAGAUCACUGUUCGUGCUUGGACGAAGGAGAAGCCGUUUGUCAGGGAGGAGUUUGAGGUUGACUACGGAGAGUGCGACGAUGAUUGCCCGUUGAAGGGCAUGCAUCAUCCUGAGCCUCAGCCUACCGGAAAGACGGGUGUUACCGAGGACGACAACUAUGCGACGUAUCUCAAGGUCAUGUUGGCCGACACCGCCGCUCACGUUCGGGAAGAUUUGACUGAUCGUGCUUCUCACUUCAAGGAGUUGCUUGAUGGUACCACUGAACAUCUCAAGAAGGAUCUUGGAAAAAUGGGCUCUCGUGUUCAGAAUGAAAUGUUGAAGUUGCAAGGAAAGGUGGCUGUGGACACUGCAAACAUGCGCCAGUUGAUGAACAAAGCAGGAGUUGAACUUUCAUAUCAGGCUGAUGCUGCUCAGACGAAGUUCGCUCAUCAGUACUUUAAGCCGGCGCAGAAGGCAGCACAGUCGAUCUUCACGAAGGCGAAGACCAACGGCGGGAGGAAGAGAUGA
Molecule: messenger RNA, 2140 nt
Organism: Saitoella complicata NRRL Y-17804
Lineage: Eukaryota; Fungi; Ascomycota; Saitoellomycetes; Saitoellales; Saitoellaceae
Exons: 4
Coding region: 137-2140 (667 amino acids)
Source: RefSeq, a predicted model, not a curated record